Messenger RNA from Paramormyrops kingsleyae, 2528 nucleotides. It is a transcript of the gene tmem68, whose product is annotated as transmembrane protein 68. NCBI's taxonomy places the organism in Eukaryota, Metazoa, Chordata, Actinopteri, Osteoglossiformes, Mormyridae. The record is from RefSeq and is a predicted model, not a curated record. Gene Ontology annotation, cellular component: membrane. Gene Ontology annotation, molecular function: acyltransferase activity.
GUAGAUGACGCGCGUGGCUGAAGCCGGAAGGUAAAUAGUCGCUCGUGAGUCUGCAGCGCGGCUGUUAUUUGCGGCGCUGCUGCUGGUGUGGCGAAUGUGGGGGAAUGUCUGCUUCGACAGCUUCGAGGACUGCUACGGUUGCGUGAUUGUUAAAGGCUUUCCGUGACAGGAUGCCAGACGGAAAUGGCUGCUGCACGGAAGGAUACGAAUUUGCCGGCUACAUCUCCUGCGCGGUCCAUUUGCUGGAGGAGUGGAUGGGCCGGGAAACUUUGGACGAUUACCUCAGCUUCUUAAAUUACGUGUUAUGGGUAUUCACCCCCUUAGUCAUUGUCUUCAUCCUGCCUCUAUUCAUCCUGCUCUUCCUCUACCUCUCCAUCCUGUUCCUCCACGUGUACAAGCGUAAGAACGAGCUCAGGGAAGCCUAUUCCAACAAUGUGUGGGAUGGAGCCCGGAAGACCUUGGCGACCCUGUGGGACGGUCACGGCACGAUCUGGCACGGUUAUGAAAUUCAUGGUUUAGAGAAGAUUCCGGAUAAGGGACCAGCUCUAAUAGUUUACUAUCAUGGAGCCAUUCCUAUAGAUUAUUAUUACUUCCUGGCCAAUGUCAUAAUUCACAAAGGAAGGACAUGUCACUCAGUUGCUGAUCACUUCCUGUUUAAGAUCCCAGGGUUCAAACUGCUUCUGGAGGUCUUCAGUGUGAUGCACGGCCCCCGGGACGAAUGCGUCCGGGCUCUGCGAGAAGGUCACCUCGUUGGCCUUGCCCCCGGCGGCCUGCGGGAGGCGCUGUUCAGCAAUGAGAUGUACCCGCUGCUGUGGGGCGAGAGGCGAGGGUUUGCCGAGGUGGCCAUCGAUGCCCGGGCGCCUGUUAUUCCAAUGUUUACGCAGAAUGUCAGAGAAGGAUUCCGAUACCUAGGAACUGGGAAACUGUCCCGCUGGGUGUACGAGCGAUUCCGGCUGCCUCUGGGCCUGAUAUACGGAGGUUUUCCUGUGAAGUUCCGUACAUACCUGGGUGACCCCAUUCCCUACGACCCCAACUUGACCGCGACCGAGCUGGCUAAGAAGGUGCAGCGGGCAGUUCAGUCCCUCAUAGACCAGCACCAGAAGAUACCUGGGAAUGUGCUGCGUGCUCUACUGGAGCGCUUUCACAGAAGACCCAAAAACGAAUAGCGUCCUUUUCGGUACAGUGUGUUUUUAAGUGUAUAUAUUUUUGUAACAUCUGUCUUUGGUAAUAAGCGGGUUAACAGACGGUUUUAUCCCACAAUCACCAUUUUUUUAAAAAUUGCUCCUUUUUACUGGACAUCACUGGGAUACAUGUAUUUGGGACCUUGCGGCGUGUUACUGACCCGUCCCUGCCACCUCCACAGCUGGUACAGUGGCGUGCCUUAUCCAGCCUCCAGCUGCCGUAGCCUUAGGCUCACUGGGCACGCGCAGGCCGUGCUGGUUUUAACGUUUGUGUCUGUGGCGAUUCACAGCCAGGAUGCUGGGGGUCAGUGUCCCCAGCAGGGGCUGGGUGGAGAGUGAGGGUCUCUCUCCUCCAUGCUGGAAGGUGCGUGCUUCUGCGUCACGCGCAUUAGUCGUGCCUGAUUGGUCCAGCAGUAGGACUGCCCCAAACCCCUUCCUCAAACAGGCUCUCCUCAGGCUCCCUCCCUCACCCGCCCCCCCCCCCAAACCACAGCACCCCGAUACCAGCAGCUUUAAGAGCCAGGGUGGUGAGUCCAUUGUAGUCCUUCCAAAAUCCCUGGUGGGAAAGAACGUCCUAUCCCUCAGAUGAGCAAAACUGGGCUCUGAGCAUCACUGCAGAACAAAUUGAGCAGCUGCUAAUACUAAUAAUUAAUAAAUUAAUAUUUUGUUUAAAAAAAAAAAAAAAAAGUGUGUUCACUUUAAGGGCAACAACACAAUACAACAUAGCCUUCAAACAUGACCACUGGUAGAUGCCAUCCGGAGGGAACAUGUUUUACUCGCAUUACUGGAAGAAGGUGCACGUUUAUAAGAGAAAAGUGCUGUUUUCUUCAGGUUACAGGCCUGUCCUUCGCCAGUUGUGCACGGGCUGUGUGGGGAAGAGCCAGCACUGUGGUUUGUUGCAUUUCUGAUUUGUGUAGAAGGCGUGAGCACUUUUUGUGCCGUAAUAGUGCGCUUUCCUAUCGGCACGCUGAUGGAAGCGCUGCGCUUUCAGACCCACUAGGAGGAUGCACUGUGAAUAUUUCAAUCAUGAUAAUUAAGUGUUGUAAUUAGUGCAGUUAUAACUACAACCAGUACAAGAGGGAAAAAAGACAUUUGAGUAUUUAUUGUAAAGGCUGAAAGUUAGAUGGAAUGUCAGUGCUGGCUGUGGCAUUUUUAUUUUCAUUUUGUGAAUCCGUGUUUUGAUACUGAUUUUUUUUUUUUUUUUUCUUAACCGGCUUCAAUGCAUUUUUAAAUGCUGCAGAUUGAACUGAUGUUUGUACAUUCAUGACCAUCUUAGACCAAGUCCUCUACAGGUCUGUGACUUCUGUAAGAAGUAAAAUUGUUUAUAAAGCGAAUAUUUCACCUUUA